AUGUCGCCGCCACCUAAUCCACCCCCACUAAGUCCCCCGCCGCCAAGCCCCCCGCCGCCAAGCCCCCCGCCUAAUCUGCCCCAGCCGUACCCUCCUCCGCCAAGUCCUCCACCGAAUCCACCCCCGCCUGACCCCCCACCGCCAAGCCCUCCGCCCAAUCCACCCCCUCCUAACCCUUCGCCGCCUGACAUGCCGCCACCUAAUUCACCCCCACCUAAUCCGCCGCCACCCAGUCUGCCACCUCCCAGCCCCCCGCCAGAUCCACCCCCGCCAGACCCACCGCCACCGAGUCCUCCACCCAAUCCACCCCCUCCGGACCCCCCGCCUCCGGAUAUGCCGCCACCACCUAAUCCACCCCCACCAAGCCCCCCACCCAAUCCACCGCCGCCAGACCCUCCGCCACCAAGUCCCCCGCCGCCUAGCCCACCGCCGCCAAGCCCCCCGCCUAAUCCGCCACCACCGGACUCUCCACCGCCGAGUCCUCCCCCCAAUCCACCCCCGCCGGACCCUCCACCUCCAGACAUGCCGCCACCUAAUCCGCCCCCUCCUAAUCCGCCGCCGCCGAGCCCUCCACUAGCAGACGCUCCAGCACCGGCGCCCCUAGUGCCGGACACCUUCCCACCGCUCAGCAGCCCUCCAACGGAGUUUUCGGCGCCAAAUUUGGCUCCGCAGAAUAUUCCACAAGCUCCGGAACCAUCAGUUUCAGCCCGACCCUCGGGCCCGGCCGAUGCACCUUUGGAUGCGCCACCCUCUGAGCCGCCCUCUUCAAUUGUUCCAACGAUAGCUCCCUCGGAGUCCAACGCUGUACGUGGCGCCUGCAUCACCGCCGCCAAAUGUGCUGACACCGUCAACUCCACCAAUCAGUCCACCUCCGGGGACAUCACCUCCACCGCCGGUCCCCCCUCCAUCACAGCCGCCACCACCGCCGGUUGCUUCACCUCCACCGCCGAAUCCAGCUCCUCCGCCGCCGCAACUACCGAGCCCGCCGCCACCCGUUGCGAGGCCGCCACCGCCCUCACCAGUACCUUCCCCACCCCCACCAUCACCAGUGGUGGGGUGAUAGCGAUCCUGAAGAUCGGCGCUCUUACAGCAACAACUGCUGCAGCCGGAACCACACCACUGGCACCAGCUGCCCAUGCUCCUUGA
Molecule: messenger RNA, 1146 nt
Organism: Coccomyxa subellipsoidea C-169
Lineage: Eukaryota; Viridiplantae; Chlorophyta; Trebouxiophyceae; Coccomyxaceae
Exons: 5
Coding region: 1-1146 (381 amino acids)
Source: RefSeq, a predicted model, not a curated record